Messenger RNA from Drosophila busckii, 1182 nucleotides. Its product is annotated as basic proline-rich protein. The coding region runs from base 27 to 1154 and encodes 375 amino acids. The record is from RefSeq and is a predicted model, not a curated record. The transcript has 2 exons. Lineage: Eukaryota; Metazoa; Arthropoda; Insecta; Diptera; Drosophilidae.
GUUACGUUGCUUGUUACGUUAACAGGAUGCAGCGCUUUUGGCAGCUGCUGCUGCUGCUGCUGAUCUGCCUGGCUUCGAUUUUGCAUAACAGCGCUGCCCAGUCUGAACAGGAGGAGGCUCAGCUGCUGGAGCGCGAGAAGCGCGGCACCGUCACCAUUGACUUUGGCUCGCUGCUGCGUAAUCUGCUGCAGAAGAGCGCACAGCUGAGCAGCGCCAAGGUGAACAUAACACGCAGCAUAAUCAAUGCCAAGACGACGCGACGUCCAAUGAUGCCAAUGACAACCACAAUGCCACCUCCGCCACCACCGCCGCCGCCGCGACGCAGAUUACCGCGUCCGUACUGGCGGCCACUUCCCUAUGACUACUAUCCGCCGUAUGACUAUGAUUAUGGCGAGCCAGCAGCGAGACCAGCACCAGCGCCUCCUCCACGACCACCUCCACCACCAGCACCAACUGCCGCUACACCAAGACGCGUGCGUCCACCGCCACGUCCAUUGAGCGCCUACUAUGCAAGGCAGCCAGCGACCUAUGAUUAUGACUAUGAUUAUGGUGAACCACCGCGACGUCCGCCGCCAGCACAGCCAGCAGCACCACCACCACCAGCACCACCUCCAGCGCCGCCGUCACGUCCGCAGCCCCAGCCCCAGCCACGCCCACGAGCACGCGCACGCCCACAGGCGCCAGCGCAGCUCAGCGAUCAGCUGAUCUAUCAGUACGCACAACCGACUGAUAUUUACUCUGAGCCACGCGUCAAUGCAGGCGACGCAGCGGCGCUGUCGGCUGCGGCAGAGACUGAGGCAGCGCCCGAAACAGAAGCAGUGGCAGCAGUUGAUACCGAUACCGAUCCCAAUACCAACACAGAUUUCUCAUCCAUUGAUACGAACAACAGCAACAACGACGACGAUACGGAUGGCGAUGAAGAGCAGCCGAAUCCAGCAGCGAAUCCAGCACGCUUCAUAGUCAAUUAUCCAGGUGAUGGCCAGAGCAGUCCCGAUGCCAACUUCUACGCAUAUCCGGGGAGUGCACAAGCCAGCGGGCCCUCGAAUUCGAAAUCAAAUCCCUACGAGCUGAGCCUGCCAUUCGAUGGCUACAACAGUUACAAGAGCUAUCCAAGCGCUCCAGCACUAUCGCAGCAGAGUUACUAUUUACAGUAGAAAAACCCAACAACUUCUUCAUCUAUGU